CCCCGCGCAUGCGCGGCGCUGACCUGGCAAAAUGGCGGAGCUGGAGGAGCCGAGGCGGCGGAUCCCGCUGGUGCCGGAGAACUUGCUGAAGAAGAGGAAGGCGUACCUGGCCAUCAAGGCCACCCAGGCCAAGCAGGCGCUGCUCAACAAACGCAAGCAGCAGAAGGGGAAGCAGAUCCAGUUCAGGCGCCUGGAGACGUUUGUUCGGGAUUCAUGGCGCAAACGCCGGGAUGACACCCGCCUGAGGCGCAUGGAGCAGAGGCCUGGGCAGGCAGCAGCACCACAGGAGAGCAAACUGGCCUUUGUCGUGAGGAUUGUGGAUAUUAAGGGAGUGACCAAGAGGGUGAGGAGAGUGAUUGAGUUGCUGCGGCUGAAGAAGAAUUACACUGGGGUGUUUGUGAAGCUGAGCCCGCUGUCGCUGAAGAUGCUGCGGAUCGUGGAGCCUUAUGUGGCAUGGGGACAGCCUAACCUGAAGUCUGUACGAGAGCUCAUCCUGAAACGGGGCCAAGCCAAGAUCAAGAAAAAGAGGGUACCUCUGACAGACAACGUGCUGAUAGAGGAACAUUUAGGGGGCUGUGGUAUCAUUUGCCUGGAAGACCUUAUUCAUGAAAUCUACUCAACUGGGAAGUAUUUCAAGAGAGUAACCAGCUUUCUGUGGCCAUUCCAUCUGUCGGUGGCUCGGCACGCAUCGCGGAACAGAGUGGGUUUCCUCAAGGAGAUGGGCAAGCCUGGCUUCAGAGGGGAUGCCAUCAACCAGCUCAUCCGUCAGCUCAACUAGUCAGGGUUUUUGUGAAAACUUCAGGAUCUAUGACCUGGUCCUUUUCACAUGAACCUUUCAUGGACAUUAUGUACAUGCAGUGAUCUGUAUGCAACUUCUCUUGACUGCUGGUGCCUCUACAAAAGAAGAAAUACAGAGAUGAUGAUGAUGGAGAUGGACUUUGUGCUGGCCCUUCUUAAAGAAGAUAAAUUCUGUUCGGUACAAGAAUGAGCUUCUUGGAGCAAUUUCACUUUUGCAUCUCUGUAAAAUAAGUGGUUUUUAUGCUCCCUACUGCAGACUUCACUCUUUGAUGUGCACCUGCUUCUGGGGGUGAAGGGGUAGUAGAGUCACAAUUGUGCUGACAGGCAAAAGAAAAACACCAAGGUGUUCUUCUGUUACUGCAGCACAAGCCCUAGCAGUGAAUAAUGUCACUUUUUAAGUAUCCAGAUUGUAUUUAUUUUAAAAAAAUUAAGGGUUUUGUGUUCCUAAUUAUAAGAGCCCUUUUUUUGGCAAGACUUUUUUUUUUCUUCUUUUUUAAACGUCUGCUGGAUUGGGACUAUUGGGGAGGAUUAUUUCCUGGAAAUAGGAAAGCCCAAAAAGCUUGUAAUACAGUCAUGGGGUGAGGUGUAUGUAAUCGAUGUUUUUAAAAUA
Molecule: messenger RNA, 1408 nt
Organism: Camarhynchus parvulus
Lineage: Eukaryota; Metazoa; Chordata; Aves; Passeriformes; Thraupidae
Gene: RPL7L1
Product: ribosomal protein L7 like 1
Exons: 7
Coding region: 32-778 (248 amino acids)
Biological process (GO): maturation of LSU-rRNA from tricistronic rRNA transcript (SSU-rRNA, 5.8S rRNA, LSU-rRNA)
Cellular component (GO): cytosolic large ribosomal subunit
Molecular function (GO): structural constituent of ribosome; RNA binding
Source: RefSeq, a predicted model, not a curated record